ACCAAUGGGACGAUCCUUAUCCGAAACAACAAAGUUAGAGCAAACAAUAUAAAUAGCUUUAGAUGUUGAAUGUGUUCUUCCUUGGCACAGGACUCAAGGUCAAUUUCGAUUCGAUAAAGAAAGGUCAAGGGAUUGUAACAAUGGCAGACAUAGCAAUAUUAGUGGUGGAGGAAUACGAGCGGAUGGUGAAGCUUAAGGCACAUAAAGCAUCAGUUUCUGCGGAAGUCGGACGGUGGAACGAUUCUCCAGCAAAUAUGACGUCGUUUGGGAUUGAGGAAAACAAGAUUAAGAGCUUAAAGAGGAAACUUGAAGCCAAAUCUCAGUUUGCUCUUGCUGUUUCCAAUGGCUUCUUCUCUGCUUAAUUUUUUCUUUUUGUUUUUUCUUUAUAUUCUGGAGGAUUUUAAAGACUGUAUGUAAAUCAUAGUAAAUCAAAUCUGUUGUUCUUUUUAAAUUU
Messenger RNA from Capsella rubella, 454 nucleotides. RefSeq lists its product as uncharacterized. The transcript has a single exon. The record is from RefSeq and is a predicted model, not a curated record. NCBI's taxonomy places the organism in Eukaryota, Viridiplantae, Streptophyta, Magnoliopsida, Brassicales, Brassicaceae. The coding region runs from base 63 to 362 and encodes 99 amino acids.